UAGAUGUGUGCGUCUGAACCUCUAGCUCUACUCACCUCCCGCAGCCACUUUAUUUUGUUCUCGCUCCUCAUCUUCGUUAUCCAAAUUGUCUACACCACCUUCCUCUGCCCUUCAGUUCCCCGCUUUUUGCUCCAAUUUCUCACUUUAACCUCACUUUCAUAAUCCGACCUGAGACUGCAGACGCCAGCAGCAUUUGAAAGUUUCAUUCCCAUCUCCAUCUUUCCCUCUCUCCGCAUCCCAUCCAGGAGUGGUGGCAGCUUGAGGGCUCCACAUUGCAUUUACCUGCAGUUUCCAAUUGUCGGCUAAGUUCUGCGCCGGGCUGACCAGCCACACCCACCCUGACUGAGAGCAGUCUCUAAGCUAGGAGGACCAUUUAUUCCAAAGUGGUGAUUGAGAAUAUAUUCAUUUUUUUUUUCUUCUUUUUGAGUCUCGAUAUUAAUUUCUAUCAUAUCUUACAAGAUACGUAUUUUGGGGCUCAAAAGAAGGGAUUAGAAUGAUCUGAAGACCUUUCCCAGAUAAGGAGAAAAAUUUUAGGACUGAAGUUGUACGCUAGAGGAAAGGAGAAACAGAAAUCCUAGGAAAGUUAGAUUUUUCAAAGCACUAAGAUCUUUAGAACCAAAGUAUACAAGUUAAAAUGUGACAUGAUGGAGAUUCUUUUUACCCUACAGAGGUGAGCGUGUCUAUAAUUCCCUUUUCCUUUUUCUGUUUUUCUAUUUUUGUUGAUACCUAACAAACUUUGCAAAAAAAUUGCACUGUUAACAUUCAGUUAUUAUUCUACCAUUUUUGUAAAAUGCUCUCUCUUACACUUUCUGAGAAAAAUUAGAAAAAGAAAAUGGCAUUCCAUGUAAGUUACCUAUUAUUAUAAUUCAGUGCCAUUUUUGGAAGGGUUACAUGAAAAGUACAGCUCUUUGGAAAAUCUUACACCCUGCGCUGCCUUGUAGUGCCCCGAAAGGACAUUUCCUACAAGUAAAACUAAUUAAAAUGAAAACUGGACAGCCUUAAAGGGAUAAAGAAGUAGUCAAAAAGGAGAAGAUAUUACCAAAAAAGACUACCCUGAAGCUGAGUAGAAAAAGGAAAGAAACAUAGUUUUUUCCUAUCCUUGUGUUCCGGUGUUGAUCAGGGGCUUUUUCUGAUUGUAUAAGUUUUGUUUUUAUUUUUAAAUGUUCUACCUAGCUACAACAGUCACUGCCUUUUUUCUGCUAUCUUCGGUGCUUUCACAAAUCUAGCUGCUUGGAAGCAGUGAAGCAUAGAGCCUGGGACACUCACCCUGAUUUGCCAUUUUAUGGAGAGUGUAUUAUUGACUGUUAUUUGAUUAACAAAUUUUGUUAUUGCUAUUUUGUUUGAAAUGUAUUUUAAUUGCCUGGUUUCCUCUCUUUAGAUUAACGUUUUUGGAGACAGUUUUGUAAUGUUUGAUUCACCCAUGGAGUAGUGUGAACAGAAGUUCUCAGCCUUGUAUACUGUAUCAACUGGAACCAGUAGUGUGUCUUAAUAUUCACUAAAGUCAGAACUUGUGUAAGAACAAGAAUGGGUGUCUGGUUAUAUAAAGGCGACUGUGUCAGAGACUUGAAAAAAAUCAUUGUCUGUGUUUUAAUGGUGUAUAUGGCCAUUUUAGUGGAAACGGAUCAGGAUUUUUAUAGUUUACUAGGAGUAUCCAAAACUGCAAGCAGUAGAGAAAUAAGACAAGCUUUCAAGAAGUUGGCGUUGAAGUUACAUCCUGAUAAAAACCCGAAUAAUCCAAGUGCACACGGUGAUUUUUUAAAAAUAAACAGAGCAUAUGAAGUACUCAAAGAUGAAGAUCUGCGGAAAAAGUAUGACAAGUAUGGAGAAAAAGGACUUGCAGAUAAUCAAGGAGGAGGCCAGUAUGAAAGCUGGAACUAUUACCGUUAUGAUUUUGGUAUAUAUGAUGAUGAUCCUGAAAUCAUAACGUUGGAUAGAAGAGAAUUUGAUGCUGCUGUUAAUUCUGGAGAACUGUGGUUUGUAAAUUUUUACUCCCCAGGAUGUUCACACUGCCAUGAUUUAGCUCCCACAUGGAGAGACUUUGCUAAAGAAGUGGAUGGAUUACUUCGAAUUGGAGCUGUUAACUGUGGUGAUGAUAGAAUGCUUUGCCGAAUGAAAGGAGUCAACAGUUAUCCCAGCCUCUUCAUUUUUAGGUCUGGAAUGGCUGCAGUGAAGUAUCAUGGUGACAGAUCAAAGGAAGACUUAGUGAGUUUUGCCAUGCAGCAUGUUAGAAGCACGGUGACAGAAUUAUGGACAGGAAAUUUUGUUAACUCCAUACAAACUGCUUUUGCUGCUGGUAUUGGCUGGCUGAUCACUUUUUGUUCCAAAGGAGGAGAUUGUUUGACUACUCAGACACGACUCAGGCUUAGUGGCAUGUUGGAUGGUCUUGUUAAUGUAGGAUGGAUAGACUGUGCCACCCAGGACAACCUUUGUAAAAGUUUGGAUAUUACAACAAGUACUACGGCAUAUUUUCCUCCUGGAGCCACUUUAAAUAACAAAGAGCAAAGUGGUGUUUUGUUUCUUAAUUCAUUGGAUGCUAAAGAAAUAUAUUUGGAAAUAAUGAAUCAUCUUCCAGAUUUUGAACUACUUUCAGCAGACACACUAGAGGAUCGUUUGGCUCAUCAUAGGUGGCUCUUAUUUUUUCAUUUUGGAAAAAAUCAAAAUUCAAAUGAUCCUGAGUUGAAGAAACUGAAAGCUCUACUUAAAAAUGAGCAUAUUCAAAUUGGCAGGUUUGACUGCUUGUCUGCACCAGACAUCUGUAGUAAUCUCUAUGUCUUCCAGUCAUGUCUAGCAGUAUUUAAAGGACAAGGAACCAAAGAAUAUGAAAUCCAUCAUGGAAAGAAGAUUCUAUAUGAUAUACUUGCAUUUGCCAAAGAAAGUGUUAAUUCUCAUGUUACCACACUUGGACCUCAAAAUUUUCCUUCCAGUGAAAAAGAACCAUGGCUUGUUGAUUUUUUUGCCCCUUGGUGUCCACCAUGUCGAGCUUUAUUGCCAGAGUUACGAAAAGCUUCAAAGCAUCUUUAUGGUCAGCUUAAAUUUGGUACACUAGAUUGUACAGUUCAUGAGGGACUCUGUAACAUGUAUAACAUUAAGGCUUAUCCAACAACAGUGGUAUUUAACCAGUCCAACAUUCAUGAAUAUGAAGGACAUCAUUCUGCUGAACAGAUCUUGGAGUUCAUAGAGGAUCUUACGAAUCCUUCAGUGGUCUCCCUUACACCCUCCACUUUCAACGAACUAGUUAAGCAAAGAAAACAUGACGAAGUCUGGAUGGUCGAUUUCUAUUCUCCAUGGUGUCAUCCAUGUCAAAUCUUAAUGCCAGAAUGGAAAAGAAUGGCCCGGUCGUUAACUGGACUGAUCAAUGUCGGCAGUGUAGACUGCCAACAGUAUCAUUCUUUUUGUGCCCAAGAAAAUGUUCAACAAUACCCUGAGAUAAGAUUUUUUCCCCAAAAAUCAAAUAAAGCUUAUGAAUAUCAUAGCUACAAUGGUUGGAAUAGGGAUGCAUAUUCUUUAAGAAGCUGGGGUCUAGGAUUUUUACCUCAAGUCUCCAUAGAUCUAACACCUCAGACUUUCAGUGAAAAAGUUUUACAAGGGAAAAAUCACUGGGUCGUUGAUUUCUAUGCUCCAUGGUGUGGACCUUGCCAAAAUUUUGCUCCAGAGUUUGAACUCUUGGCUAGGAUGAUUAAAGGAAAAGUGAAAGCUGGAAAAGUAGACUGUCAGGCUUAUGCUCAAACAUGCCAGAGAGCUGGUAUCAGAGCCUAUCCGACUGUUAAAUUUUAUCCCUAUGAAAGAGCAAAGAGAAAUACUUGGGGAGAGCAAAUAGAUGUUAGAGAUGCAAAAGAGAUUGCUGCCUUGAUAUAUAAAAAACUGGAAAUGCUGCAAAAUCAAGGAAAGAGAAAUAAGGAUGAACUUUGAUGAAGAAACUUGAAAGAAAAAGAAAUUUUGACAAAUGACAUCAGAAGGCACCUUGUUUAUUCAUGGUGGGAAUGAACAUUAUCUGAGACUCAUAAUUGCACUGCCUGACUUCUGUACAACAUUGGUAUAAAUCAGGGGUCUGCAAACUUUUUCUGUAAAGAGCCAGAUCAUAACUAUUUUAGGCUUUGCAGACCAUAUACAGUCUCAGUCACAUAUUUUUCUUAGGUGGGUUUUUCGUGUGUGUUUAUUUUUUAAAUAACCCAUUUUAAAAAUGUAAAAAUCAUUCUUAGCUUGAGGCGAUACAAAAAUAGUCCAUAGACCAAAUUCAUUCCCUGGGCCAUCGAUUUCUGACUCCUGGAAAUGAUUUUUAAGGUGGCUGAGUUGAACAUGAGCCUGCCCUGCUGUAUCUACAUACAUGUCUAAGAUGUACAAAGUGGACUUUUUCACAUAAAGUUUUAUGCGUCCUUAAAAGGUACAACUUGGUCUUCAGUUACCUGGUUUUCUAAAAAUUUUAUCUCUGGCCAUAUAUUUCAUUUGAAAAACAUACGAUGUGGAAAAAUAAACAGAUACCCUAUUUUCAUAUUAUAGUGAAAAGAUUCUUCGUUUUCUUUCUUUUUAAAUGUUGAAGAAUUGCUUUAAAUUUUUCACAAUUGAGAACUUUUUUUUGCUACAGUAAGUAAACAAAUCCUAUAAAUGGCUAUUGUUGUUAGGUGCCUUUGAGUCAGUUCUGACUCAUAGCGACCCUGCCUACAACAGAAGGGAAAACUGCCCAGUUCUGCACCAUCCUCACAGUCGUUGCUAUG
Messenger RNA from Trichechus manatus latirostris (Florida manatee), 4712 nucleotides. RefSeq names its product DnaJ heat shock protein family (Hsp40) member C10 (gene DNAJC10). Gene Ontology annotation, molecular function: protein-disulfide reductase activity; oxidoreductase activity, acting on a sulfur group of donors, disulfide as acceptor; misfolded protein binding. The record is from RefSeq and is a predicted model, not a curated record. The transcript has 22 exons. Gene Ontology annotation, biological process: protein folding in endoplasmic reticulum; IRE1-mediated unfolded protein response. The coding region runs from base 1525 to 3909 and encodes 794 amino acids. NCBI's taxonomy places the organism in Eukaryota, Metazoa, Chordata, Mammalia, Sirenia, Trichechidae. Gene Ontology annotation, cellular component: endoplasmic reticulum lumen; endoplasmic reticulum.